CCAUUCGACUUCGCGCCGACACUCCUGCAUCCAUCCUUCGAUCCCGUCAUCAUAUAUCUAGCGCCGCACUGUGCGUUACGCUUCUCUCUCCAUACCAAUGGCCCCGCAGCCCAAUUCUGCUCCCGCCAAAAAUAACAGGCGCCAACCCGCAACUAGACCCGCUAGCACUCGAAGUAGCGCGCGACUGCAACACAUCCAACCACCUCCCACUCCUCUUGCACUCAUUUCUCAGCCGGCCCGCACCAAAUGGAAGCGCCCGCAAGAAGACUCUAAAGCCAAAGCCAACGAGCUAAAAGCCCAAAAACUCUCUCCCCAGCCCCGGCCUGUCCAACUACCUCCUACCCCUCCUGCACAAAGACGCAGAAGCCUACGCCUCCAAGGUGCCGAUCCUAUCCAGACAACGCCCGACUCCGUUCAGCAGGCAAAGACGCCAAAGCGAACUCGAGAAGAAGACGAACCUGUGCUAGCAAGAAAGAAAUCAUCAGCUUCCCUCCGCCGCAAGCGUUUAGAUGCUAGCAUUAACACCAAAACAGUCUCAACGCGAACGCCGAGCGACCAACAACCGCGGGAACAGAAGAGCGCUCUAUAUAGACAUCCACGUUACAAAGAUGAACUGUUCGAGGAUACUUUGGAAUUAAUUAAAGGUAGAAACGGGACCAGAGUGAUCCGCGAUAUCGCGCAGCUUAUUGUUCCUCCUGCCGAAAUUUUGGCAAUCCGCGGCGCCAAGCACCUGAAGACUCUCAGAGAGACCACUAACGCUAGCUGGAACAACGCUAUCCCCUUUUACGGAUCACGCCCACAACCGGACUAUAGCCUUGGAUUCAAGCGAGAAGCUUUUACCCGGGAACGACUACAGAAGCUUCAGCCCUUCAUUGGAAAUGAAUUAGAAGAUUGCUCCUAUUUUGCGGCCACGUACGACAUGUACUUUCCAUUCCUUACUAGCGAAGUGAAAUGCGCAUCCGCGCUUGACAUUGCUGAUCGGCAGAAUGUUCACAGUCAAACCGUUGCAUUACGUGGUUUAAUAGAGCUUUUCCGGCUUGUGGGUCGGGAGGACGAGCUUUAUCAAGAAAUUAACGGCUUUUCAAUCUCUCAUAGCGAUGAGUAUGUAAGAGUCUGGGGACAUUACGCUGUUAUUAAUGGGAAAGACUUCACGUUCUACCGACAUCUAAUUGCUAAGUUUAACAUUUCAAAGACAGAACAGGGAGAUAAUCGAUGGACGGCAUACACUUUUGUCCAGAAUAUCUACGAUUUAUGGCUUCCUGAGCGCUUCUCAAGGAUCUGUUCCGUUAUCGACAUGCUCCCCGCCAACUUGAAUUUCAAAGAUCCAGAACUAGCCUCUUCACGCUCAGGAUUGUCCCAACAACUUGAAGAUUACAGCUUAGCCGAUGAAGGGGUAAUACCAGACAACCAGCCAAGCGUCAACCCAAUCACCCCAGAGGCCACGAUCAACACCGGGUCCAGCAACUCCAAGAAGAAAAAGACGAAGUAACUACUUGCACUCACCAUUCACGUCGGGCUCGGCUAUAUCCCUUGCGACAGGCAUCAGGUCACACGCCACUCUGCAGCAACUGCGAACCCAGUGUAUCUGCAGGAGCAGUGACGGGCAUCCGGUGUUUGGGACUAGUUACCAUUGUCGGACACAAGCGGCCGUACUCCUGAAUCUGCGAUUUUCUUCUUUCCAGUUCGAAUUCAAUGUGUUGUGUUAAUACCCUCACUGUCCACAAUCGACGAGGAGAAAGAAUGAGUGGGUGUAGGGCUUGAGCUUGAGCGUAUUGCUUGAACGCGGCUGUCGGUCCACCGCCCGUGUUCUUUGUGCAAGAGAUCCUCGUAUUGAGAGAUGGAGAGAACUGCUCCAAAUCAGCCACGCGAAUUACAGAGCGCUCGGCGACACGGCGAUCCGUCAAGGCACAGCAAUUCGG
This is a messenger RNA of Trematosphaeria pertusa, 1919 nucleotides long. RefSeq lists its product as uncharacterized. The transcript is spliced from 5 exons. Bases 98 to 1489 code for a protein of 463 amino acids. NCBI's taxonomy places the organism in Eukaryota, Fungi, Ascomycota, Dothideomycetes, Pleosporales, Trematosphaeriaceae. The record is from RefSeq and is a predicted model, not a curated record.